UAGAUCUCUUUCUCUCUUUAUUUGACAAAAAAAAUCUCUCUCUCUUUCUCCUUACACGCCCCCAUCUCCAGUUUCCUACAUCUCCCUCUCUUUUCUCAGGUAAGCCUAAACUUGGACCUCCUUUACCAUUUCUAUUCUUCCUCAAAUCCAAACCCCCAUUCGAAGUAAAUACCAAAAAGGAGCAGACUUUUCCUCAUCAAAGAUCAAAACGAUACUGCAAAGUUCCCUCAAUUUCAAUUGGGGGAUUCGAAAAUUGUCACCAUGGCCAGAGGCAUAGCCAGAAUCUUCCAUAGAGCCUAUAAUACUUCCAGAGCUAGGCUUCUGUCUUUCACCCACACUUGCAGAGAAACCCAUUGCAGAUCUCUUGCUAAUCCCGAAUCUCAUCUUCUCCCCACGACCCGGUUCUCUUCCGACAGUCCCGUCCGGGUUCACCUUCCAUGGAACGAUUACACACUCGGGUUUCGUAAAGUUCGAUCCUUUUCUUCAACGGUGGACAAUAACGGCGAAAACGACGAGAACAAACUCGAAGAAGAAGAAAGUCUUCUUGGUUCUGGCUCCGAGAGUGACGGUUACGACGAGGAAGGCGUUGUGGUUAACGAGCUCGGCGAUGUAGAUGAUUCUGAUUCAUCUCUUGUUUCCGAUGCGUUUUCUAAUAACAACAACACUGCAGAGAGUAGCGAAGCUGCUCGUGCUCUAAACGCUGCGUUUCACGACCCCGUGCAGCUAUACAAAGACCUUAGAGGAAAUAAAGUCCGUUCUAACCUCCAGCGCAACGAGUGGGACACGUUACACGAGAUCUUCGCCUACUUCUCCCAGUCCGGUUGGGCGGCUAACCAAGCUCUCGCAAUCUACAUAGGCAAAUCGUUUUUCCCAACAGCUGUCACCAAGUUCCGUGACUUCUUCUUCGAGAAGACGUGUGACCUCGAGGUCGUUCGAGGUCUCGUCCGCGUUGGUCCCACGGAUGACGCCGUUAAGUUCCUCUUCCCCGUGUUUGUCGAGUUCUGUAUCGAAGAGUUCCCCGAAGAGAUCAAACGUUUCAAGAGCGUUGUUGAUUCUGCAGACCUCACAAAGCCAGCUACUUGGUUUCCUUUCGCUCGUGCUAUGAAGCGUAAGAUCGUUUACCACUGUGGACCGACGAAUAGCGGGAAGACUUAUAAUGCUUUGCAGAGGUUUAUGGAAGCUGAGAACGGUUUGUACUGCAGCCCGCUUAGGCUGUUAGCGAUGGAGGUUUUCGAUAAAGUGAAUGCGUUAGGUGUUUACUGUAGUCUUUUGACCGGACAGGAGAAGAAACACGUCCCCUUCGCGAGGCAUGUUUCUUGUACCGUUGAGAUGGUGUCUACGGAUGAGUGUUACGAAGUGGCUGUGAUCGAUGAGAUUCAGAUGAUGGCUGAUCCUAGCAGAGGUCACGCUUGGACCAAAGCUCUGCUUGGUUUAAAAGCAGAUGAGAUUCAUCUAUGCGGAGACCCGAGUGUUUUGGAGAUUGUGCGUAAGAUGUGUAGCGAAACGGGAGAUGAGUUAGUGGAAGAGCAUUACGAGAGGUUUAAACCGUUGGUGGUUGAAGGUAAGACGUUACUAGGAGAUCUCAAGAACGUUAAGUCGGGCGAUUGCGUUGUCGCCUUCUCGAGGAGAGAGAUAUUCGAAGUUAAAAUGGCGAUAGAGAAACACACGAAGCAUCGCUGCUGUGUCAUCUACGGUGCGUUGCCUCCUGAGACGAGGAGACAGCAGGCGAAUCUGUUCAACGACCAAGAGAACGAGUACGAUGUGUUGGUCGCUAGCGAUGCCGUUGGGAUGGGGCUGAACCUCAACAUAAGACGGGUCGUGUUCUACAGUCUGAGCAAGUAUAACGGCGAUAAGGUGGUGCCUGUGCCUGCUUCACAGGUGAAACAGAUCGCCGGGAGAGCUGGGAGGAGAGGAAGCCGUUAUCCGGAUGGACUCACCACGACGCUACACUUGGAGGAUCUGACUUAUCUGAUAGAGUGUCUGCAGCAACCGUUUGAUGAAGUUAGAAAAGUGGGGCUGUUCCCUUUCUUUGAACAGAUCGAGCUCUUCGCCGCGAAAGUACCCGACAUGGCGUUUUCGAAGCUCUUGGAGCAUUUUGGGAAGCACUGCAGGCUGGACGGUUCUUACUUCCUGUGCCGUCAUGAUCACGUCAAGAAAGUAGCAAACAUGCUGGAGAAAGUACAAGGGUUGUCUCUAGAAGACCGGUUUAACUUCUGUUUUGCACCUGUUAAUAUCAGGAACCCGAAAGCGAUGUACCAUUUGUACCGGAUGGCGUCUACUUACAGUCAAGAUAUGCCGGUUAACGUGGCGAUGGGGAUGCCGAAGAGUUCCGCUAGGAACGAUACGGAGCUGCUUGAUUUGGAGAGCAGACAUCAGGUUUUGUCGAUGUAUCUUUGGUUGUCUAAUCAGUUCGAAGAGAAGAACUUUCCGUUUGUGGAGAAGGUUGAAGCGAUGGCGACGAAUAUUGCGGAGUUGUUAGGUGAGUCUUUGACUAAAGCGAAUUGGAAGAUGGAGUCGAAAGAAGAGGUGAUGAAGGGUCAGAAGAAGGAAGAGGGAGGAGGAUAUGAGAGACCAGCUUCACUGAUCAAGUUAAAGUUAGUUCGUAAUAAGUAAAGCAAAUUCAAGAUUGUGUGUUUGAGAGAAUCUUUUGUAGGUUUUGUGGAUUUUGCUGAAAGUUUUGUCUUCAACUAGUUGUAAUAAAAAAAAUGGGUAUCAAAUCUUAA
Molecule: messenger RNA, 2723 nt
Organism: Raphanus sativus (radish)
Lineage: Eukaryota; Viridiplantae; Streptophyta; Magnoliopsida; Brassicales; Brassicaceae
Product: DExH-box ATP-dependent RNA helicase DExH18, mitochondrial
Exons: 1
Coding region: 262-2613 (783 amino acids)
Biological process (GO): RNA catabolic process; mitochondrial RNA 3'-end processing
Cellular component (GO): mitochondrial degradosome
Molecular function (GO): hydrolase activity, acting on acid anhydrides; ATP binding; RNA helicase activity
Source: RefSeq, a predicted model, not a curated record